Messenger RNA from Arachis ipaensis, 712 nucleotides. The record is from RefSeq and is a predicted model, not a curated record. NCBI's taxonomy places the organism in Eukaryota, Viridiplantae, Streptophyta, Magnoliopsida, Fabales, Fabaceae.
AAGUAGUACUUGUAUCAAAUGGCUUCCUCCUUCAAAGCAUUUUUGAACAGUCCGGUUGGCCCUAAAACAACUCACUUUUGGGGACCUGUUGCAAAUUGGGGAUUUGUUGCUGCUGGGUUGGCUGACAUGAAUAAACCUCCAGAAAUGAUCUCUGGCAACAUGACAGCAGCAAUGUGUGUCUACUCUGCAUUAUUCAUGAGAUUCGCAUGGAUGGUACAGCCGCGUAACUAUCUACUUCUUGCAUGCCAUGCAUCAAAUGAGACCGUACAACUCUAUCAGCUCUCCCGUUGGGCAAAGGGACAGGGUUAUCUCUCGGAUAAGAAGGAAGAAGCUUCACCACAGUGACUCAAUGCUAGCACGUUCUGAAUGUAGCAACUUGAAGAGAUUUUUCCAUUUGAAUUUGCGUAUUUAUGAAUAAUUGAUUGUAAGAAAUGCUCGUGGAAACUGAGAGGUUGAGAUUAUCCAAGUUUGUUUGAUCUGGGGAGGGUUUGAAUGGAAGGUCUAAACAAUUAGUCAAUUAGUUAAAGGCAUAUAUGGGUGGGUUUUGUAUGUAUCUGCCCCAGAAGCAUUUUAACUUCGAAGAAUUUGUCCAUAGCUGAAAUUCACUUCCAAGACUGGGAGGUGAAAAUUGGACUCGACUAUAUGAUUUGGACCUUCAUAUUUAUGUGAAUGAACGUUCAUAGGUCCAAUUCUUUCUUCAAGUUGCUAUUAA